This is a messenger RNA of Fraxinus pennsylvanica, 1413 nucleotides long. Lineage: Eukaryota; Viridiplantae; Streptophyta; Magnoliopsida; Lamiales; Oleaceae. The record is from the annotation of a GenBank genome assembly.
AUGAGUAGGUCUAGAAGGAAUAAUGAUAUUUGUGUUGGUAAGGAGGCUGGGGGAUCUCAUGGAAAUGUUGUUCUGGGUUGUGGCGAUGCUGAAAUUGCACAACUUACGAAGAUUACGUCAAGCCCGAGUGAGCGGCUGAGCAAGGCAGCUCCUGGUAAGGCGAGACUGCCUGUUUCUCCAGUGAAAAUGUUGGCCGGCAGGGAAUGUAAUUAUGGAGGAAGAGGAAGAUUUUCGUUGGCAGACUCUUGCCAUAUCUUGAGUAGGUAUUUGCCCGUUAAUGGUCCUUCAGAUAUCGAUAAAAUGAAUUGUCGUGCAUACAUUUCGCAAUUUUCUGCAGAUGGUUCUCUAUUCGUGGCAGGAUUUCAGGAAAGUCAUAUUAGAAUAUAUAAUGUUGAUUAUGGAUGGAAAGUUCAAAAGGACAUCAGGGCAAGAAGCAUGGGAUGGACGAUUAGCGAUACAUCCCUUUCACCAGAUUGCCGUUUGCUUGCAUAUUCCAGUAUCUCACCUGUUGUCCAUAUUGUUGAUGUUGGAUCUGCUACAAAAGAGUCUCAUGCAAAUAUAACGGAAAUUCAUGAAGGUUUGGAGUUUUCAUCUAAUAUCGAUGACUAUGAGGAUUAUUCUUUCGGAAUCUUCUCCGUGAAAUUUUCAACAGAUGGGCAAGAGCUUGUAGCAGGUAGCAGCGAUGAUUCAAUCUAUGUUUAUGAUCUUGAAGCCAAGAGAGUAAGCCUGCGGAUCAAAGCUCAUAAGUCUGAUGUCAAUGCUGUCUGCUUUGCUGAUGAAACUGGCCACAUCAUAUAUUCUGGUAGUGACGAUCACCUUUGCAAGGUAUGGGACAGGCGUUGCUUUGAUACAAGGGAAAAGCCGGCUGGAGUUCUAAUGGGACAUCUAGAAGGCAUUACUUUCAUCGACACUCGUGGAGAUGGCCGUUAUUUUAUCUCAAAUGGAAAAGAUCAGGCCAUUAAACUUUGGGACAUCCGGAAAAUGUCAUCCAAUGUCGAAUACACUCCUGUUCGUAGAUAUGCUGAAUGGGAUUACAGAUGGAUGUCAUAUCCAGGGCAUGUAAGAAAUAUGAGACAUCCAGAUGAUCUGUCAGUAGCUACUUAUAAAGGCCAUACAGUCUUGCAAACUCUCAUACGCUGUCAUUUCUCUCCAGCAAAUAGCACAGCGCAGAAGUAUAUAUACAGUGGAUCUGCCGACUCGUGUGUUUAUAUUUAUGACCUGGUUAGUGGAGAUCAAGUUGCAAAACUCAAUUACCACGAGGAUACUGUAAGAGACUGCCAUUGGCACCCUUUCUACCCUAUGAUGGUAACCUCUUCUUGGGAUGGUGCCAUUACCAGAUGGGAAUUUCCCGGUAGCGGUGGAAGUCCAAUGCCUGUGAGGCAAACUAGAAGACGACGGCGAACUUUCUACUAA